Messenger RNA from Anguilla anguilla (European eel), 2497 nucleotides. Its product is annotated as filensin. The coding region runs from base 178 to 2277 and encodes 699 amino acids. The transcript is spliced from 8 exons. Gene Ontology annotation, molecular function: structural constituent of eye lens. Gene Ontology annotation, cellular component: cytoplasm; intermediate filament. The record is from RefSeq and is a predicted model, not a curated record. Gene Ontology annotation, biological process: lens fiber cell development. Lineage: Eukaryota; Metazoa; Chordata; Actinopteri; Anguilliformes; Anguillidae.
CUCGGCGGCGGCGCGUUCAGUCUGGAAUGUGGCAGCGGAGGGUCACCAUCACCACCCCCACCGGUUUUCCGACGCUAAAGGCCCCCCGUAGGAGAUCAGAGCAGUGGGGAGAAUCCCACCCAGCCUAGCCCAGCCCAGCCCAGCCUAGCCUAGCCUAGCCUAGCCCAGCCGCUCACCAUGCUGAAGACCAGCUACCGGCACGAGGUGCGCAAGGAGCGCUACGAGCGCUCGCACGACUUCCAGGAGCCCCGCGGCCCCGACGACGACGACCACUACACGCCCGGCUCGGCGCCGCCGCCACCGGGCUGGGAGAGCCUGCAGGAGCUGAACGAGCGCUUCGCCCGCUACAUCAACCGGGCGCGGGUGCUGGAGCAGCGCAACGGCGUGUUCCGGAAGCAGCUGGAGACGCUGCGGCGCAUGGAGGAGGCGUCCGGCCUGGAGGAGGCCUUCGCCGAGCAGAUCGGGCUCAACCGCCGGCGCGUCCGCGAGCUCCUGGCCGACCGCGCCAAGCUGGAGCGCGAGCUGAGGGACGCCGAGCGCAUGCUGGACGAGUACGUCGACAGGUACAGGAAUGAGUGUGACUACCAACAGCAGAUGAGAGGCACGCUCGAGCAGCUGAACAAGGAGGCGGACGGCACUCUGCUGAGAAAUCUGGAGUUCCAGAUCCUGUCCCAGUUUUUGCAAGAUGACAUCAACUCCACCAAGGACAGGCACAAGAAGAACUUGGCCGAGAUUCAGACCUACGUGAACGUUCUGCACAAGAUCAACCAGAGCAUUCCUCUCUUGCCAAGCCUGUCCGUGGGGAUGUCGGAGGAACAGGAGAAACUUCUGGCCCAGCGGCGAGUUCCCACCCUGCAGAGCCAGCUGGAGGAGAACAAGAGCGCCCUCUGUCAGCUCCAAUCGCAGAAGGCCAGGCUGCGAACCGAGACCUCGGCACUGGAACAGGCCAUCAAGGGCACCCAGGACAGCUACGAUGACGAGAUCCAGCUGUACAACGAGCAGAUCGAGGCCCUGAGGAGGGAGAUGGAGGAGGCCGAGCGCUCCCUGGAGAGGUACACCAACGAGUGCAGGCAGCUGGCCAUGUACCAGAGCUCCCUGGAGAACGAGCUGGAGAGGCACAAGAGGAUCAUCGAGAACGAGGACAACAGGUUGAAUUCUGCCAUAAUUGGAACCCCCAUCACUUUGUUCACGGGCAGUUGCCACUACACCCAUACCCCGUCGAUGAACAACAGGCCGAAAGACAUCACUCAGGCCAUACAGGACAUCACCAGCAUUAAGCCCCGGCAGAAGAUCCUGGCCAAGAAGGGCCUGAAGAAGAAGGAGCUCAGCCCCAAGGACAUGGUGGACAGCGGACUGGAGGAGAAGACCGGGCCGGAGCGCCAGCAGCAGCAGGAGGAGGAGGCGGAGGAGGAGGCGCGGGGAGCGGGGCGGGAGCAGGACGUGGAGGGGGAGGUGAGGAGGGAGGAGCACGCCCUGCACUUCCAGGAGGCGGCCCCGGACGACGUGCCGGACGGGAGCCAGAUCAGCAAGGCCUUCGACACGCUGUGCAACAUGGUGAGGGACCGCAUGCGGCGGUACAGGAAGCCGGAGCCCCCGGCCGACUUCUACACCCAGGGCCGCUACGUGCUGGUGAGCGGGGAGGGGAGCUACCUGGACCCCUGCUUCUACACCUCCAGCCCCUCGGCCGGGCGCGUCUUCGUCACCAUCUGCAACGGGGCGUCCCCCCCUGACGACGACACCUACGGCGGGGACAAGCCCGGCCCUCCCGUCCCGGCCCCGGCCCCGGGCCCGCCCCCCGUGCCCCUGACGCCGCCCCCGAAAGACGGCGAGGGGGAGGACGACCCGGGAAAGGGGGAGGGGAAACAGGGAAAAGACAAGGGAAAAGGCGGCAAGGGGGGCCAGAAAGGGGGAGGGGGCGGGGACCCGCAGCCGAGGAUCCAGGACCCAGACCCCGCCCCAGGCCCCGCCCCGGGCCCCACACCCGCACCUGGCCCCGCCUCUGGCCACACCCCCGGCCCCAGCCAGCCCUCCAGUGGGCGGAGCAAAAGGGACAAGACCCCGGAAAGCGGCAGCAGGCGCCACGGUCCGCCCCCCAUGCCCGCCCCCCGCACAAGCCCUCCCGCGGGCAGCAUGACCUACGAGAAGGUGGAGAUGGUGGAGUCCAUCGAGAAGAUCUCCGACGACAACAAGGUGCGCGGCUACGAGGAGACGGCCAUGAUCGUGGAGACCAUGAUCGAGAAGACCAGCAAGAAGAAGCAAGGGGACCGCUCCUCCUGAAGCACCUCCCAUAAUCCUCUCUGCCGCUCUUCACGCAAGCCCCGCCCCCCUCGCACCCAGGCUAGCUUUCUCUCCAGCUUCUGUUGGCUUUGUUUAACAGCACUCUCGUACUUUUUACAUCAGCACACUUAGCCUUUAAUGUCUGAAAACCUGGGAGUGUGAACUAAGACAUACCAAAAAAAUAAUAACUAAAAAAAAAUUAUUAAGAUGAUGCAAUUGA